This is a messenger RNA of Penicillium cataractarum, 1281 nucleotides long. Its product is annotated as Zn(II)2Cys6 transcription factor rglT. Gene Ontology annotation, molecular function: sequence-specific DNA binding; DNA-binding transcription factor activity, RNA polymerase II-specific; zinc ion binding. The record is from RefSeq and is a predicted model, not a curated record. Gene Ontology annotation, biological process: positive regulation of transcription by RNA polymerase II. Bases 1 to 1281 code for a protein of 426 amino acids. Gene Ontology annotation, cellular component: nucleus. The transcript is spliced from 2 exons. NCBI's taxonomy places the organism in Eukaryota, Fungi, Ascomycota, Eurotiomycetes, Eurotiales, Aspergillaceae.
AUGGCAGAGCCCGCGGGGGCUUCUCUAACAGAUGCAAUGUCUUCUUCGAUGGCGGAACCAAAAAGACACUCAGCAUGCGAUGAGUGUAGGAAACGAAAGCUCAAGUGCUCGGGGGAGCCCAGUGGGUGUUCCCGGUGCCUGAAGCAGUCAAUAACAUGCAACUAUUCAGAACAGAAGCCCAUGGGCCGACCACCUAAGAAACGGGCGCGGUCAGACGAUGACGGAGGCGAUAUCUCCAUGCAGGGCAACCAUGCCUGGCCCACUCCAGAAGAUACGCCGCCAGACUCUGUCACUAUGGGACACGAGCAGGAUGUGCCAACAGACGCGCUGUAUCUUUGCCCACAGUUCUUCGUCCAUCAUGGUGGCCCGUCGCAGUCAUCGGAAUCAGAUCUACUCGCCGGCGACGACGACCACAACCAUAGCUGGCGCCCUGAUCGUCUGAGAAAUUCCAAUCUGCCAGUUCCCGAGUCUUCAAGUCCGUGGCCUGACUUUGCAACGGUGUCCGAAUCAACAUCGGCGCUCUUUGCACCCCCAACAAACUUCCUUAACGCCCAAUCCUUGCCUUUAACCCCUCCCAUGACCAACCUCGCCGACCCCGCCACCCCGCAAUGUACAUGCUUGUCAUAUCUGUACCUCUGCCUCAGUCACAUAUCCUCUAUCGCCUCCUUCCCCGUCAAUUCUCAUACGCUAUGCUCCCUCUACAUCGCAGCCAGAACCGCGCAGGACGUGAUUCGCUGCGAAGCAUGCCCCAAAAACUUUGCAACGGGCGUCCAAAACGUCAUGUUCUGCGGAACCCUGCUCACAGUCGUCGCAGACGCUUGGCUACGAGUUUAUACCAGCGACGCAUCCGAACUGGGGCCGCAGUCUGCGCCACCAGAAUAUACAAGCAAAGUCAUGCAAUCUGCGAAUCCCGCAGAAGGCUGGAAGAACUGGCUUCGUCAGAUCGUCCGUCGUGCUGUAGUGGGUGGAUCUCUGAGUCCAGAGGCUGGUACCCGCUGUUCUGGCCAGCGCGAUCUUCUCUCUUUGAUUAGAGAAGUCGAGAACCGUCAGCGACGCUGGCAUACACCUGGACAGCACCCGCUACCAGAACGCCACCCCAUGUAUCCCAUGGGCUUUGGGCAUCAUCAACAUGAUGGAGAAGAGCCUCCUGAUGAAAAGGAGCUGCUGUGCAUGCGCGUGGUUGGUAGCGCGAGAGCUGUCCUCUCGAAAUUCAAUUUCGAGCCUCAUGACUUUCCCGAAGGGGUCAUACCUGAUGAUAUGAAACGAACAUCACCCCCAUGA